Messenger RNA from Biomphalaria glabrata, 4050 nucleotides. RefSeq lists its product as uncharacterized. The record is from RefSeq and is a predicted model, not a curated record. Bases 245 to 1702 code for a protein of 485 amino acids. NCBI's taxonomy places the organism in Eukaryota, Metazoa, Mollusca, Gastropoda, Planorbidae. The transcript has 8 exons.
CUAGAUCGGGUUGUCUAUCGUCACGUGUAUUCAACAACACGGUGGAGACCAAGAAACAAGCGGACGCAACUCUUACCCCACUUGAGUGAUUCAAUGAGUUGUGGUUCUUGACUUUUGUCGUCUGAUGGAGUUAAUAAAGUGAAAUUCGAGAUUUACAUAUAAUUGACGUUUUCAAGGGGGCCUAUCCUCGUUUUCAAAAACUGAGUUCUGGAAUCAAUUACACCGUUGUCCAGGCUCUAGAGCGAUGACUGGAUAUGGCUCGUUUGACAGCAAGGAACGAAGGUCCCCUGAAGGAAUCGGAAAAUCCCGCAGAUUCAAAAAGAUUGUCAGACUGAAUUACAGCUACUCGGACCGGCCCAGAAUUCCCAGCAUCUCCGUGGGCGUGGCCUACGACAUUGAAAAUAAACCCAUUUCCGUCAACACCUUUGGCGCCGUCUUGCCGGACGUGACCAGCGAGGUGGACCUCAAUACGGCGUCGGAGACGGACAUUGAGGACAGCAAACGCUACCAGCCCAACAUCUUGGAGCGGGCACUGGAACGGACGAUAUGCUAUAAUUUCAGGAGCCGGGAGAAACCUUCUAAUAUUACCGUUGUAGUAUUAUGUAUGUUGACAAUCAUCUCCAACAUGGCCUUUCUAAUCCUCUGUCCAAUGUACCUGUUAUCAAUGAGAAAAGCGGGCGGGGACGCUAUGGUGGCCGCACUUUCAUUGGUCACUGUGGUACCACUUCCUCUAGUGGCUGUCUCCCUCUUCCUGAAGCAUAUCUGGAACAAAAACAUCACCUUGAGACCAAAUGCGUCACUUCCGUUGUAUUCAGCCUUAGGUGCCUCCCUGGCAAUCAAGAUCAACAUAACUCUUUAUGCCAGCCAUCCAGCCAGGACCCCCACAACGUUACAGCCGGCCUUGUCCAGUUCUUUUAUUCUGUUCUCUCUAGGGGCCGCAAUUCUGAUUCUGAAGAAAGAAUGCAGCGCGAGAAGGAUCGUCUGCUGUGUCGUGGCCAUCGUUGCCGUGCUAAUCGGAAUCGAGCCGAAACUGUGGUCACUGGGAGGAAAUAGUGACCAAUUGUUUGCCUCCCAGUACCUGGUAGAGAGGAUUCUGUGGCCGGCCAUCUACAGCUCCAGUUAUCUGCCGAUGGCAAUCUAUUGUGCGGCAGCCGAGUCGGAGUUGAAGAAAAAUGUGGUCCAUCCGUUUUCUCUGUCCACCUCGGGGCUAUUGUCUAGCUGUGUGUUUACUGUGUUAUUGUCGGGGACAAAUUUCCUGCCCUGGUAUGGCUACGUGAACGACUGGCCAGAAAUGUGGGACAACUUUAAAUCUGGUUACAAGUGUAAUUUUAACUACGCCCCUGGGUGCAACAACUGCCCUUUCAAAUUGAUUGUGCUCGCCGUCUCCUUCAUAUGCCUCAACGCUUUCACAGUGAUUCUUAUAUCCGCCUCUGAGGGCACCGUGUUGACCAGCCUGGUCAGCGCAACAGCAUCGCCCCUGGUGGCGGUCUUCUGGUCAGUGUUCCACUUUGAUAACGAGACAGAUGACAUCAGCUGGCGCCCCAAGUGGACGCACUCCACAGCAUUCAACAUCGCCAGUCUUGUCCUCCUGCUCUCAGCUAUCGUCCUCUACAAUGUUUUCACCAUCAAGGAUGCCAAGCAGGCCAGGAGGGAGCAGAAAGGCUACUCUGACGUGUCCAGUUCCGAAUACGAAUGGGAUUGAUCUGGACACGCCAUCCCUCAGUCACCUCUCGGUCACAGAAUUGUUUUUAUAAGCUUUAACAAUAAGUGACGUCUUUUGAGUCACUCUGGAAAAUUGUUGAUACAAAAAUUGAUGGCGUCAUUUGCUUAUAAUAAAUCAUUAGCCAAUCGAAUGUAUUUAACAGAGUGGGUGGAGUAGUGGAGGAACACGAGAAACGUGUGUAUGUGUUUAUAUUGUGGAGUGGGAGGAACGAGAAAAGAGCAGCUUUUUUCCAACUUCUCUUUUUCAUUCCCCCCUCCCUUCCCGAAAUGAAUAAGUUCUUGAAUAGCGCUUUCCUGGCAAGGUCCGUCUGGGAGCUCCAGCGACAAUCAAAUUCCUCCAUUCUGAGCUGUAGAAAUCUACUUCUCUGUAUCUACAGUGUUCACUGCAUCAGACUCAAUAAGGCGUAGGUUGAGUUUAAAAAAAUGGUCGGGAAGAACUGACAUAAACUGUAGUCACAGUCUGUUACUGUAGCGUUGUAGAUAUUUAAGACCGAUGCGUUAAAUAGCUGGGUUUGCUAAGUCUUUGUGUUACUACCUUCUUGAAGCAGGCUUGUUAUAGUUAGUACCUUCUUGAAGCAGGCUUGUUAUAGUUAGUACCUUCUUGAAGCAGGCUUGUUAUAGUUAGUACCUUCUUGAAGCAGGCUUGUUAUAGUUAGUACCUUCUUGAAGCAGGCUUGUUAUAGUUAGUACCUUCUUGAAGCAGGCUUGUUAUAGUUAGUACCUUCUUGAAGCAGGCUUGUUAUAGUAAGUACCUUCUUGAAGCAGGCUUGUUAUAGUUAGUACCUUCUUGAAGCAGGCUUGUUAUAGUUAAUACCUUCUUGAAGCAGGCUUGUUAUAGUUAGUACCUUCUUGAAGCAGGCUUGUUAUAGUUAGUACCCUCUUGAAGCAGGCUUGUUAUAGUUACUACCUUCUUGAAGCAGGCUUGUUAUAGUUAGUACCCUCUUGAAGCAGGCUUGUUAUAGUCGCUUAAAAGAGGCUUUAGCGAUAAACGUUUUGAUGAAAAAUUCUGUUCGUUCUAAUAUCAGAAAGACGAAAAGAAACGCGUUGUGGUAUCUUCCACCUGGAUCAACUAAAGCUGCCCGCCCCUAGUUACGUACAUAAUAGAUCAACUGUAUUGCUUACUUCAUGUUGUUACAAAAUAUUUAAACUAUAGUGAAGAAUAACGGCGGGGGUGGUGGUGGUUGUCUUAGCAACCAAUGACGUCUUAGACUUAAAAAAAAAAAGCAAAAAGGCGGAGCUACAUCGGGCAAAGAGGAAGUGCCAUACCCAGAAUUCAUUUUUAAAACUAAAACUAAAUACUGGUAUCGAGAUUAUGAAAGAAUAAACCGAGAUGUCAAGGUCGUUGCUAUGUCUGUUGAAAGCACUCAAGGCAUCAGUCGAGGUGGUCAUGUGAAUUGUGUUUCAUUAAAUCAUAUUCAAGUGUUUCAAUAAAUAUAUAUUCUACCACAGGGGUUCUCAGCCUGUGGGUCGCGACCCCCUUGGGGGUCGAUUGACGAUUUGCCAAUGGUCGCCAAAGACCAUCGAAAAAGUUUAUUGUUUUUGUCUAUUCCUGUAUUGCUGUGUGUGUGUGUGUGUGCGGGGGGGGUCGCGGCAGAGUGGGGGAUUGUAAAAAGGGGUCGCCGAGCUUAAAAGGUUGAGAACCGCUGUUCUACCACAUAGAGUCGUUAUUGUAGUCAGAGAAACUUUUCUUCUAGUUCGUUUCGUUCAUUGUGUAUAAAAGUUCAAGUUUUUAAUUUUUUACUGACGCGCUCCGGUGUCUUUUUAUAUGAAACUUGAUUACAUUCAAACAAGCAACAAAAAAAUGUCUUUCAUUUUUGAUAUCUUUAAUUAUUAUGACAAACAAGGGAUGUUACUCUGUCAAAUUCAGAAAAUUGAGCCAUGAAGCUUAAAAGGACUCGCUUGGACUUCUCUGGUGAUGUUCCACAAGGGUCAAUCUCACUAGUCCAGGAUGGCUGCCUGGUCGUGCGGUUUGCGUGCUGGACUGUCGUACGGAUUUAUCGAUGGUCGAAGGUUCAAAUCCUGCCCGCUCCCAUCCCCCGUCGGCCUGCGGGAGGUUUGGACUAGGAAGUAAACUAUCUUCAACUCUGACGGAACAUCCUAAACAUGUAAAACAUUUUUACAAACAGUCCCUGUUGUUAGCUUCCGGAACAUGUAUUGUCUCAUUCUGUUUUGAUCAGUAGUUACUCAUUGUUUACUGUGUUUUGCUAAAUGAUAAUAUUUAUUGUCAGUCAAGCUAUAGUACUACUUUAAUGAUAUUAAACAAGUGUAUAUGUUUGUUGUAAUUUAUUCAUAAUUAGAGUACGUAUAUUAUGUUUCGUUGGAUUGAGU